AUGACAACAACAACAACAAUUGCAACUCAAUUAAAAUCAUACAAAAUUGAGCGAAAUAUUUUCACUAGCACUAAUAACAGCUGUUUGAGUGGCAGCAUCAUUGGUGGCGCGGGUGGUUUCAUCGGUGGUGGCGGUGGUGGUGGUCAUUUUAAUGGUAGUCAUUUGACAUUUCCAUUACCACCAACACCACCAAAAGAUAGUAGUACGCCCGAUCAUUUGUCAUUUACGGCACAACCACCACAUCCACCACCAUUUGGUUCUUCAACGACAACAAUACCUUCAAUAUCAUCAUCAUCGACAACAACAUCACUAAUGAUGGAUCUAGUGCCGAAUGCGGCUGAAACAUCAGCUGCAGCUGCUGCAUUAGCAGCUGCAGCAGCAGCCGCUGCAAUUGAUAUUAAACCUGGUUCAUAUUAUCAUAUGCCACCGCAACAACAACAUCAUCAACAACAACAACAAACAACACAUCAUCAAACUAGCCAAUUACAACAACCACAGAAUCUACAAUCAACACAAACGGGUAAUACCGGUAGUGGUGGUGGACCAGGCGGUGGUAGUAAUAAUGGAUCAAUAACACAUCAAUUACAUCCGGGCACACAUCAUCAACAACAAACGCAAUCACAAACAUCAUCAUCAACAUCAGCGAUAAUUGCAUCAUCACAUCAUUUAAGUCAU
This is a messenger RNA of Dermatophagoides farinae (American house dust mite), 675 nucleotides long. The record is from RefSeq and is a predicted model, not a curated record. NCBI's taxonomy places the organism in Eukaryota, Metazoa, Arthropoda, Arachnida, Sarcoptiformes, Pyroglyphidae.